AUGGGGUCCGUUACAUAUCAAGAUGGAAUAGCUAUUCUCCAGCUCAUCAUUUUCCCUUUCAUCCUUGUCGCUUCCCUUUUCAUCUGGAAACGAACAGGCUGGAGAGUCGGUUCCAAGAUCUGGCGAUAUCCGUUCACCCUUUCGCUCAUUCGUCUUGCUGGCAGUAUUGCUACCCUCAUUUCGAUCAAUAAUGAUUCAAAGGAUGUCCAAAUUGCCAUAUUCGUGUGCGAGCUGAUUGGCAUUGCGCCUCUAUUGCUGGCUUAUGUCGGAAUACUGAGACUAAUUGAUAUGGAGAAAAAGAUCCCUCCACGUCCUCUCGCAUUGGUGACUCUUAUGGCCUUUAUCGGCCUGAUCCUCGGUAUUGUUGGAGUCAGCACCGCCGAUAACAAUGGUGGUUACACUCCGGGCAACCUCACCAAAGCAGCCAUGGGCCUCUUUCUCGCCGUAUACGCCAUCACCAUGAUCCUCACGGUCUGGCUGUUUUAUUCAUUCUCUUUGGCAAUGCUGAGCUAUCAGAAGAAGCUGUUCCUUAGCAUUGCGUUGUCCGCUCCCUUUCUAUUGGUUCGGCUGAUCUACUCAGCCCUCGGUGAUUACACCUCUUAUCGCCAUUUUUCAAUAGAAUCUCUGGUCUUAAAUGACCACACCAGCGUCACUGUCUAUCUGUGCAUGUCUGUUCUGGAAGAGAUCAUCUGCAUGGUCAUUGCUAUGGUCUUCGGCGUGUCGGCCAUUCUGGCGUCGGACUUUGUCAAGCCCACUCCGGAACGGGAAAUGGACCCGAAGGAGCGGCCUAAUGGUGUAUGA
Penicillium longicatenatum is the source of this 801-nucleotide messenger RNA. RefSeq lists its product as uncharacterized. The coding region runs from base 1 to 801 and encodes 266 amino acids. The transcript is spliced from 2 exons. Lineage: Eukaryota; Fungi; Ascomycota; Eurotiomycetes; Eurotiales; Aspergillaceae. The record is from RefSeq and is a predicted model, not a curated record.